ACAAAGCCACAGACCCGAGUGUGUCAGAACAGGAUUGGUCAGCUGUCCAGAAUUUUUGUGAGCAGGUGAACACAGACCCCAAUGGCCCGACACAUGCGCCCUGGCUGCUGGCCCACAAGAUCCAGUCGCCGCAGGAGAAGGAAGCUCUUCACGCCCUGACCGUGCUGGAGGUGUGCAUGAACCACUGCGGGGAGAAGUUCCACGGUGAGGUGGCCAAGUUCCGCUUCCUGAAUGAGCUGAUCAAGGUGUUAUCGCCGAAAUACCUCGGGGCCUGGGCCACAGACAAGGUUAAAGGAAGAAUUAUUGAAAUACUCUUCAGUUGGACCGUGUGGUUUCCGGAAGACAUCAAGAUCCGAGACGCCUACCAGAUGCUGAAGAAGCAAGGAAUCAUAAAACAAGACCCUAAACUACCGAUGGAUAAAAUCUUACCCCCACCUUCGCCCUGGCCCAAGAGCUCCAUCUUUGAUGCUGAUGAAGAGAAGUCAAAGCUUCUGACGCGACUUCUGAAGAGCAACCACCCCGAGGACCUUCAGGCUGCGAACCGGCUGAUCAAGAGCUUGGUCAGGGAGGUCGUGUAUGAGAGGUGUGAGAAGCUGCGGCCCACGCUCUUCCGGCUGGCGAGCGACACCACCGACGACGACGACGCGCUUGCGGAGAUCCUGCAGGCAAACGACCUCCUCACUCAGGGAGUUCUGCUGUACAAACAGGUGAUGGAGGGUCGUGUCACCUUGGGGAACGCAGUGACCAGCACGGUGGGAGACACGCCCAUCUCCGGAGCCUUCCAGAGCCCAGCAGCCUGCGUGAAGAGCUGCCCCCUGAUUGACCUGGAGGUGGACAGCGGCCCUGGGCAGGACGGGCCUGUGGCAUCGUCUUUGCUUCAUCAGGACCUGGCAGCCUUGGGGCUCAGUGACACUCCCGUCCCGGGCAAGGUUGCUGGUCCGAACUGCUGUACGGAAAAGAAGGGUCCCACCAGCAGCACGCUGCCUGGAGGUGGUCUUCAGAGCCCUGCUGCGGACAGGAGCUUGCUGGACCUCCUGUCCCCACAGCCUUCUCCGGGUCCGCUGAAUUAUAUUCCACAGAAAAGUAUCCCCAAGGAAGUGCCACCAGGUACUAAAUCAUCUCCAGGUUGGUCCUGGGAGGCCGGCCCAUUGGCUUCUUCGCCGGCCUCACAAAAUACACCUCUGGCUCAGGUGUUUGUCCCUUUGGAGUCUGUGAAGCCCAGCAGCCUACCUCCUAUUAUCGUGUAUGACCGCAACGGCUUCAGGAUUCUGCUGCACUUCUCCCAGACGGGGGCGCCGGGCCACCCGGAGGUGCAGGUGUUGCUGCUGACCAUGAUGAGCACAGCCGCCCAGCCUGUCUGGGACAUCAUGUUCCAGGUGGCGGUGCCAAAGUCAAUGCGAGUGAAGCUGCAGCCAGCGUCCAGCUCCAAGCUUCCCGCAUUCAGCCCUCUGAUGCCUCCAGCUGUGAUAUCUCAGAUGUUGCUGCUUGACAAUCCACACAAAGAACCUAUCCGGUUACGGUAUAAGCUGACGUUCAACCAGGGUGGACAGCCCUUCAGCGAAGUCGGAGAAGUGAAAGACUUUCCUGACCUGGCUCUCUUGGGGGCAGCCUAGCUUUCUCACGAGGUGGAUCCUUCGAGUCAAGCUUCGGCCUGUGUUUUUUUUUGCUGUCUUGUCGGGGCUCGUCACGGUGAUUUAGUGCAGAGUGCCAGGAGCUCUAUCCUGAUGUCAGGCUCCGAACGCCGCCUCUGACCUGUGUGUCGUCAGGGACUGGGGGUGGGCGAGCAGGGCUCCGGCCGUGGGCAGGGUGGGAGAUGCCAAGCGUUUCUGGCGGCUGUCUCCGCCGCGAUCCUGUUUGUGCAUGCUUGUGGACACUGAUGUCCCUGCCUCAGGUGGGAGGUUUUAUAAGCCAAAGUUUUUUUCAUGUA
Chinchilla lanigera (long-tailed chinchilla) is the source of this 1927-nucleotide messenger RNA. It is a transcript of the gene Gga2, whose product is annotated as golgi-associated, gamma adaptin ear containing, ARF binding protein 2. Gene Ontology annotation, cellular component: trans-Golgi network. Gene Ontology annotation, molecular function: phosphatidylinositol binding; small GTPase binding; ubiquitin binding. The record is from RefSeq and is a predicted model, not a curated record. Gene Ontology annotation, biological process: vesicle-mediated transport; intracellular protein transport. NCBI's taxonomy places the organism in Eukaryota, Metazoa, Chordata, Mammalia, Rodentia, Chinchillidae.